Molecule: messenger RNA, 17433 nt
Organism: Pocillopora meandrina
Lineage: Eukaryota; Metazoa; Cnidaria; Anthozoa; Scleractinia; Pocilloporidae
Source: the annotation of a GenBank genome assembly
AUGGGUUCGGAGAUGAGCACAAAGGAAGGAAGUGAUUACCAAAAUGGAAAUGUCAAAAAGGACGAUGAUUUGUACGAAAAUGGCGCAGACGAAAAUGAUCGAGAUAAAGAAGGUAAAGCAGCUCAAGACAUGGGGAGUAAAUAUAAAAAUGGCGAUAUUCGCAGCAGAAAACCGGUUAAAGCGGGAAGUAGGACAAAAGCUGAGCUGAGGAAAGCAAUUCUCAAAACUAAACAACCAAGCAUGAACGAACAGCAUAAACCUAUCGCCAUUCCAAAGUGGCUCUCCCCAAUUUAUUCUGUUGUGAUGUUUGUGGAAAAUACUUUGCCUUCGAGGUUCAGACGACUGCUUGUUUUUCUGACCAUUGUCGGGCUUGCAUUUGGAACCAGGCUGUUCAGUGUGACAAUGCCACCUCAUAUCUGGUUAGUCAAAGUUUUCGUGUUUAUCAAAUCUGAAUCAAUUGCCAAGAUUGAUGAUGUUAACUUUGCAGUCUAUGUUCUGUCAGUCGAUGGACUAACCUUGUGGAGAUUCCACUGGAUCCUUUCUUAUUGUAGCAUCAUGAUACUUUGCCGUGAUAUUUAUAUUUUGAAAAUUUACCCUCCCCUCUGAAUUGAUUGAGCGUUUUCAGUUCUUUCUCUUCCUUUCGAGACUGAUGCCUUAACGAUGAGGCGAUUUCGGUAAUUACCUUCAAGUUGCCGAAAGAGAAUAACUAUUAGUAGUGUAUUUCUCACGCAUAAGUUAUCGUUAUUCGAUUAUUUUGCUGGCUCAAAAGCUUCCCAAGCUUUCGUUAGAGAAAAAAUGACGUUUGAGCGAGUCAUGAUGAUUAAAGUCACAUCCAAAACAGGUAUAAAUUCACGUCUGUGUACAGUAAUGACUUAGUUAUCUAACUCGAUCAGAAAAAGACAAAAAACUACAACAACAACAACAACAGAAAAGAAAAACAUAAAACUAGAUACACGAAAAAAAAAAUGGAAAAGUAAACAAAACAUAGAAAGCGGUGAAUUGUUUUCUAAUGCAUUGUGUUUCGACGGCUAAGAAAAGAAUGAGGGGCUAAGGGGACUUAGAGACAUUAUAACACGAUUUUUUGCUGACCAAAAUUAUUUCUAGAGAGAGAAACUUAUGAAGGAGUGAAGGCUGACCCUGCCAACCUGAAUGCUCUCUCCUGCAGCGGCUUCUCUUAUUAUUUUUUUGAACGAUAAUAAAGAUUAAAUUAAGAUAUUGAAGAAAUCAUGAGGAUUCUGAUGGACUGAGGAAUCAUUCCUUCUGAAGUUGCUAAACCUGUGCAAAUCGGAAAGCAGGCUUUACCUAAAAUUUCUAUCUCAACGGGAACCGGAGUAGGUAGUGUGGAUAUUUUUACAGUGGUUUCCGUAGCUUUUUUUAAUGAGUGGAUGUCGAUGGUAGAAUAGAAGGGCUGUGGUCACUAAGGGCGUCGUACAAACAGCAGAAGACAGCUUCUGUCAGCGUGUGACAAGAGGUGAAGGUGGAAGAGAUGUUCAUUAAAAAGUUUUUCCUCAUUCCAUUAAAACAUGGAUCUACAGAAUUAUCUGAAACCUACUUUGGGAAAUAAUCUGCUUUGAAUGAAAAUUAACCGAUGAAUAUGGCCACGAGUAAUAAUCCUAAGGCCAAAAAAAUUUCUGGAAACCACUUCUUAGUCGGAGUAGGACCUGGGUAGGAGAUAAGCCGUGUAGGUUCGAAUCGUAGACUUGCGAAGCGCGCUCACGACGCUUCGGUUUGGCGAAUGAAUACUUAGGAUUUACAUCUCUUUGUCACAAAAUAUGACUCCUCGAAAAGGCGCAAAGGCGAAAAAGCCAGACAAAGAUAGCGACAAUGAGUCCGAAAUGUCUUCACCGUCGGAGACUACACGCGAUUGUGCCAAAGAUGUCCACAUGUCUAAGUCGAAUGAUUUGCCAAAAGUGAACCGCAAAGUGUUUGGCCGGCUAAUAGUUUUUGGAGGAAUCUUACUCAUUACAUUUGCAACCCGACUUUAUGCAUUAGAAGACCCACCUCAUAUAUGGUAAGAGAGUUAAGAAUUAUAACGUUCAAUAAUUUUCGAUUGAUUUGUUACUAUGUUCAAUAUUUCCAGUUGUACUACUACGGAAAUAUUGCUUUUAUUGUAUAGUUUCGUUCUGAAUGACGCCCAGUGUGAGGUGUCUCACUGCCUUGUAACGGACUAAAUUUAACGUGGAAACUUAAGAAUUUAGGGACUUGUAGAAAUUAUUGACCACUCAAGGGGCUGGAUUGCCGCUCCUUAAUUACGGUUGUGUAGCAACUGUUGACGCCAUUUUAAAACAAUUAACUGAGUGCCAAGAUAUUCCUCGAUUCCUUUGGGGAUUUUUCAACCGUAACAGUCAAUUUAUUUUAAGUUGAAUUACAACAACAAAUUGUGUACGUAUAGUUCAUAACUAUGCCUUUCUGUCAUUUUUUAUUGCACUCUGAUCAAAUUCAAGUUACCGGCUUUCAUUACGAGCUUGAAACGAAUAUUGCAUGAAUCGGUAUUCCAGUAAGCAAUUGUUGAGUGAAUCGAGCAAUUCUUGAGUGAAUCUUUGAUAACUCAUUAAUUUUUGGACGGUAAUUGUUUAUUAACCCCCAGAAGAUUUUGGUUGUUUUAAAUUUUCUGCUCUUAGCAAGAAUUUCGAAUUUACUCUCCUCCAUUAAUUAUAGCCACUUGUGUUUUCACUCUUUGUUGUUCAGUGACUGUGCAAGAUUGUUACAGCUGUUUGUGUAUCUUCCUACUGGUGCUUAAACAAACGCGUUACACCCAUAUUUUUAAGGUGGCUCCAUUGGGUUUUUUGACUGCGUGAGAUCUGGAUACUAACAUAGCUUGAGCUUAAAACCUGGCAAUCUAAUAUGAUUGUAUGAUUGUUACCUGAAAAGGUGUUUAAAAACAGUUCAACACAAUACAGUUGUUAUGUGAUGGAAUCAAGGGUUACCACCUGUAGUAUUCAUAGUCCUUCUAUGCCUGAAGGUCAACUGGAAAGAAAACACUGUAAGAGAGAUUGCCAAAAGGCAACAGAUUUGAAAGUCUACACAUGAUCAGAUACCAAUCUUGGCAAAGCUCUAUUCCAUUGUGUAAUGCUUUGUGACAAAGAAAAUUGGGAUCAAUGGCUUUUCCUUUAGUGAAAUUUCACAAGAUUUGCUGGACCAUUAAACAUAUUUUUGUCUUUCCUAGUAACUGUUGAUUAAAAAAAAUUAAUGGGACCAAAUUUAAGAUAGAGGAAGGAAACACAGAAUUGCAAAUAGUCAGAAGACUACCUUUGUAACCCCCUAUUUUUUUGGCUUUUAAAUAAUUGGCAGGACAAAUUGGGAAAAUUUUGAGAGGUUUCACGGAAGAAAAUUGAAGAAAAUGGGAGGCAAAGCCAAACUAUUGCUGGAAAUCACCUCCCUUUGUGGAGCCUUAGCUUAGUAACGAAAAUCAUUUUCUUAAUAUUCACCACAGCAAACGAUAGUCUGAACCUUGCUCAUCACCUUCUGAUGGCUUUUAAUGACCUAGAAAAGUGAAAACAUAAAAAAUUUUCUAGAAAAACAGUACACUGGUGUGCAUGCGAACAUUGAGCAAAAACCCUAUGGAGCCACCUUAGAUACUACUCAAGCUAUUACAGUAUAUAAAUUGACAAAUGUUUGGUGAUCUUGUAUUUUCUCGUAAAAAUUUUUUUGUCUGUUUGUUUGUUUGUUGUCUGGAGAGGGGGAGGGGGAGAGAGGGGGAGGGGGAGGGGGAGGGGGGGGGUUUAAGGUUGAAAAAGAAAAAUGAGAAGUUUUUCCUCAAAAAGUUGCCUUGUCUUAAAAUGAGCAUACAAGUCUUUGUACAAAUAGGCUCUUUAGGAAAGUGGUCAUAAGGGGAAAACUUGCCAGUAUAGAUCUUUAAACUUUUAACUCCCAUUUUAUUUCUUCUUACAAUACUUCUACAACAUCAACCAGAUAAGUAAUGAAAAUAAAGAAAAAUAACAAUUUGGGGAUAAUUAGCUGAUCCAAUGCUAAAUUCUCUGAAUUAACAUUAAAAGAAUUGUAUGGUUGACAGUAAGGAGAAUUACAAAUUUGAUGCGAGAGUUAGGGUUAAACAAGGAUAAUUUGAAAACCUUAGGCUAUUUUUGUCAAGGUCUCUUUCUUCUAUAAUUUAUGCAUUUAAUUACAAAAACAUAGACAGCCAAAAACUAUUUGCUUUGAAUGAUAUCGUGGGUAUACAUGUCGGAUGACCAAAUGAAAAACUUGGCAAACACUAUAGCCCUUGUUGCCUGCUACUACUGCAGUAGUCUUGUUUACUUUCAAAAACUAUAUUACUGUGCUGUUGUCAGGCCAGGCCUACUGAUGGUUAUUGCAUUUAAUUUGGUGGAUGUCUACUAGCAGUAGCUACACCACAGCUGCAACUGUAAUUUUAGUCUCCCAAUAUUUUCAAAGAUAACAGUCACCCAAGCGAGAUCUACAGAUUUUUUGAAUGUGAUUGUUGCCAAACUCAGCAACUGAAGGAGUUUGGAAUCUGUGAGUCACUUUAUAUUGACCGAUAAUCCUUAAAAUUUUUAGAGCUGGAAAAUUCUGAUGCACUUAUUUAAAAGAGCAUGCAUAGUUCUUUUUAUUCCUUUAGUUGCUGAGAUAUAUUUUCUUAGAUAUUUCUCUCAGUGCUUUAUUUAUAACCCCCAAAGAUUUCUGAAGAUUUCAACAGUUGGAAAAUUCUGAUGCACUUAUUUAAAAGAGCAUGCAUAGUUCUUUUUAUUCCUUUAGUUGCUGAGAUAUAUUUUCUUAGAUAUUUCUCUCAGUGCUUUAUUUAUAACCCCCAAAGAUUUCUGAAGAUUUCAACAGUUGUCUCCCAUGUCCACAAACCCAUUGAGCAGAAUUAAAAAUAUGAAAUUAUUUUAACUUCUUCUUGAUGUUCUUGAUAUUGUAGUUGGGAUGAAACUCAUUUUGGCAAACAUGCUAAUUACUACCUCAAAGGAGAAUUCUUUUUUGAUGUUCACCCACCUUUAGCAAAGGUAAGCAUUUAUAACAAUUUGAUUGUCAUCACUAGGGUUUUUUUAUACUGUUAAUCUUGGGUGUAAAUGUUCUUUUUUAAGCAAAAUUUUCAGAUUACUCUGUUUUUUUGUCUCAGUCUAUAAAAUGGUUCAUGAAAAUGAACAAAUUGUAAACAAAUAAUUAUCUUAAAUUUAGAAUUGCAGUGAAGUAUUCAAUUCAAUUAAAAGUAAUUUAUGAGGUAUUAAUUGAAUGAAAUUAUGAAUGGAUGGAUGAAUGAAUAAAUGAAUGGUUAACUGAGAGAAUGGUCAAUUGAUUAAGUAAAGAGUAAAAGCCAAACAGAACAAUCUAAAAACACUCUGACAUGAUUAUAUUUUACAUUUUAUCCUCCUAAAUAAGUCUAUUAAUUUUUUUUCCUUGAAACAGAUGUCAAUUGCCUUGGCUGGAUAUCUUAGUGGCUAUAAUGGUUCAUUCCCAUUUGAUAAACCUGGUGAUAAUUAUGGAGAAAACAGCUAUGUAGGCAUGAGAUUGGUGAGAUGUUAUAUAAUCAUAUAUUUUUGUUGCACAGUAAUUAACCUGUUUGUAUUUAUUAUAUAGUUUUAAUUAAUUGAUUAACAUUUUUCUAAGGGGUCAGCUAUGAACUAUUCCUGUUUUUGUCUUAGUUAAGCAUGGCAAGAGUCUGUUUUCAUCUUGUCUGAAAUGUAAUUUGUGACUGAUGUUUUUUAGGAGAAUUAUGCUGUCAAUUACAUCUACUGUACCCUUCCGCACAUGAGAUUAAAAUAAUUAUGUUCCAUUGGCCCAUCAAACCCCUUUGUUGCAAGAGAAAAACUGAAAAGUUUUCUGUCCACCACUGGCACUUGUUUUUGACUGUGUUUGAUACCAUCUUUGCAUCAAUGCUCAACAUUCUUCUAACCCCUGUGAACAAAUGGAGCUGUGCAGAUCUGUCACUUGAUUUUGUAAAACAGCGGAGAGUAGUAUGCUACACUUGAAAUUUCUGCCUUGUUUGUUGACUGGAAAAGCCACUGAUGACCACCACCAACAAGUACAAAAACCUCCUCUGAAGUGUAGGCAAGGCAAAAGCUUCACCUGAAUGGGAAAAAAAUUGGAAGUUUUGCUGUUAAAACAUUGAAGUUUGAUAGCUUAACAGAACAUUUUUAUCACAUGCAUGGAAUGACACAUGUAGAUGGAAUCAACAGUAUUUAUAUUCAAUUUAUUUUAAACCUUUGAUCUCCUUUUUGAGCAUAGUAACACACAGUAAAUGUUAUGUCCAGAAUACUUUGUAAUGUCAUCAUGGAAGUUGUAUUAAGUCAUAUCAAGCACUACAUGUAAGAUUGUCGUUCUCUCUUUGUGUUUUAGUUUUGUGCAAUAUUGAAACUGUAUUAAAUUAUCUCAACAAUUAUGGUGGUUCUUUCUUUUUUGUGUGUUUUAGUUUUGUGCAAUAUUGGGUGCCCUGUGUGUACCACUUGCUUAUCUUACUGUGUGGGAGCUCACCAAGUCAACAGGCGCUUCCCUUCUGAGCACAGCAUUCAUAGUCUUUGGUAAGUUGAAUAAAUCAUUUAGAAGUUAUAUAACCCUCUAACUCCCAUGAGUGACCAGGACAGAAUUUCUCCUAACAAUAUCAAGCAAAUAAGUGAUAAGAAUGAAGAAAAAUAUCAAUUAGGGGAUAUUGAUCUAAUACCAAAUUCUCCAAACUAACAUUGCCAUAAAUUAGUAUAGUUACGAACAUACUGACAAGGAGAAUUUGUUUUUGAUCAAGUGCCUUGUAAAUGGGUGAUUAUUUCCUUUCUUCUCAUUACCUGUGCAUCUGAUUAAAGGGUGGUAGAGUAAGUAAAAAUUAGAUGCUAGUCAUUCCCAGGGGUUAUAGGGUUAACCCUUUAAACUCUCAUGAUCUCAUCAAUAAUUCUCUCUACUGUCUGCCAUACAGUUCUUGUGGUGUUAGUUUGGAGAAUUUGGUAUUGGAUCAACUUAUAAUUCCUCGAUCUAUAUUUUUCUUUGUUCUCAUCACUUGUCUGCUUGAUAUUGUAUUGAUAUUGUAAAGAGAAAUUCAGUCUGUCUUGGUCAUUCAUGGGAGUUAAAGGCUUAAGGCUGUUGGCACCUUGCUAUUGUGAUAACUCCCAGUGUUUUUAAUGAGAACAACUUCUUUGUUUGGUAUAUUUUCCUUAUAGUAUCCUCUUCCUUUAAUUUUGAUGUACCAUUAAACUAAAGAACAGAGUAGACCUCCUUCAUCUUUUGCCUAUUACAACCCACUGACUUUUUAUUUUGAAAAGGAACUGUUAUGCCCUUAUGUUCUCAUUUUGCAUUGCAGAUCAUGGAUGCCUUACAAUAUCACAGUACAUUUUACUGGAUCCAGUUUUAAUGUUUUAUAUUAUGUUAUCAACUUAUUCCUUUACCAAGUUUCAAAACUGCAAAAAUGUGUAAGUACCUCAUUUGCUAUCUACUCAUUGCUGUUUAAUGUCAGAAAAAAAUGCAACAUUGGUUAUGGUGAGAUUGGGUCCAUUUGAGUAUGCUCUACAAGACUAUGGCACUCCACAAUGUAAUUGAAAUCUUUCAAAAAUGUUCUGCUUAGUUUGUUUUAAGCAUGACAAGUAAAAUAAAUAUUCAAACCACCAGAGCAAUCCUUUUAACUGUUGAAUUUUUGAGAAUUCCAAGUGAUUUUAGGCAAUGAUAUGAGGUGCUACAGGUGGGAAAUUUCACUGGUACUGCCUAAGAGGGAGGAUACUGUCAAAUGUUUUAUUGCCGUUGUAGAUAUUGGGUGUCUCACUGUGUGUAUGUUGUAAUGCUAUCGAUGGUUAACUUCAUGUUUGUUUCUUUUUAUAUACAAGUCCUUAUACCUUUGAGUGGUGGGCUUGGAUGGCAGCAUCUGGUGUAUUUUUGUCUUGUGCAUUUAGGUGAGUGAGUGACUGAAACUGCUUAACUUACAUCUUGAUUAUGUUUCAUCUACCUCUCCUUUCAAUGUUGGCCAACAAGUACCCUGUGAGUUACACCAUCAAGUGUUUGUAGGGUAGUGUAGCUAUUCAUUAGCACUUAGGUAAUGUAAUAUCUGUAAAGUUAUGUACUAAGCAAAUGCCAUCUUUCUGUCUUAUUCUUUUUCGGAAGUUUAACUUGUCAUACAAUGGUUUUCAGUAGAAAGUGGUCUGUCUUUUCUUGAUUAAAACUAAGUGGAAAUAUAUAUUUAGUCCUUGUCAUCUGAAUUGGUGAACUUUUGCCCUCACAAAAUGAUUUUAAUUUUCCCAGUACCCCUAUGUGUAGUUUGAUCUCUAAGUUAACAGUAUUUCAGGGAUUUUUUCAUUUUGAAUGUUUAUUUAUUUCAUUUGAAUUUUUUACAAAAAAAUUUACUGUGUUUUCCUUCCCUCAGCUGCAAGUGGGUUGGUUUGUUUGUGAUUCUGUGGGCUGGUAUUACAACAGUUUUAAAUCUUUGGGAUCUUUUAGGAGAUCUGUCUUUGUCUCUGGUUAGUAUCAUUUCCUGUUUAUUAUAUCAGAAUAUUAAUAAAUAAACUUGUCAUUAUUUGGUUUGAUUUGAAUAUUGAUAAAAAUUUCUCUGAUCUACAUGAUUCAAAUUUGCUAUGGUGCAAAGGAGGUGUGUCAAAAUGAGGAAAUUAAGUGAUGAAGUUAUUUGCUAUGUCAAGAGCACAGGAUGAAGAAAAGAGUAGCGGCCAUUUUGAGAAAUUGAACCUUAGAUCUACAAAUAACUUGCUGGUUGGCUGGGCCACAAAAGAGGUUUUUGUGUGACAAGUGUCCUGCAUGAUGUUCAGUGAUGUGAAAGUGUUGUAUGUGUUAUUACAUGUAGCAUAAGAUGUUAUCGUUAUAUUUACAAUGUCUUUUUACUUUGUUCCAGUUUGAGAUUGGUAAACACUUUAUGGCUCGAGUGCUUUGUUUGAUUAUGAUCCCCAUCUUUGUGUACCUCUUUUGGUUUGCUGUUCAUUUCAAGAUGCUGCCUAAAACGUAAGAACUUGUUGCAUAUUAUUUAAUAUUUACCCUACAUUUAGUUAUUAAAGUCACAUUUCCUUGAACUUACAUAUGCCUGCCUUGUUAAUGAGGGGUCUUCUCCGUUCAAGUCAUUUUGAUAUAGGGACUGGAAAAAUUUUUAGAGAAACCAUGUCUAAAGAUCAUUUUGUUGUUUUUGUGUUAAUUUUUUUGCCAACUGAAGGUAUUCAGUUUUGAUUUAUUCAUUAAGAUUGGGUGGCAGUCAUUGAGUUUGAUCACUGAUAAGAUCUUUACAUGGAAAACUUGUUUAAUAAAGUGUACUUUGUUUACUUCCUCCCCUGCAUAACAUGCAAUCUAUUUUAUGUGAAAAUUCAAGGGGAUUCUUUGUAUAGAGGGAAAGUACACACCAGCAAAGUUAAGGAGGACUGCUAUGGAUGCAAUGGGUCUUUUUGUUAUUAAUAGCACUUUCUCUUUCUUUGCUAAGUGGAACUUCAGCAGUGAUUGUUCACCAAUCCCUAGCAGUAGGGGAGAGUCUGUAGCGGGCUUCACUUGUAGUUUAUACUGCUUAUUUGACCUAACUAGUGAUUGUAAAGAGUAUCUCAAUGAACAUGCUGGGUGAGCUUCUCUCCUAGGAAGUCAUAUUUGGUAAGAAAAAAGUGUAAAAGAACUUAAUGAAAAUGGUUAAUAAUAUGUGUUUAGUAUGUACUAAUUGUUUUUCUUUGAUUUAGUGGGCCAGGUGAUGGAUUUUUCAGUUCUGCCUUUCAGUCAACUCUACAAGGAAAUGUUCUUUACAAGAAUGUGGUACCUGCAGGUAUAUGAAUUACAUAACUGAAUGUAUAGACUGGCUGAAGUGUUUAUUUUGAAGUUCCAAAGUUUUGCUCCAUAAUGAUUUAGCCACAGAGGAAGUUUCUCUUGUAAUGGUUUCUUUGAUUUAAGCUAAAGUUUUUCAGAAAGUAUUCUACCUGGUAAUUGAUGUUCAAGUGUAAUACUUCAGACUGAUAUUUUCAAUUAACUCCUUUUUUUCUACAGACCUUGCUUUUGGUUCAAUUGUUACACUCAAAAACACUCGUGCAGGAGGAGCUCUUUUACAUUCACAUCAUCAUCUUUACCCCAAAGAACAUCCUCCUGAGCAGCAACAGGUCAGUAUGUUUUAAUAUGAAUUUCUCUUAAACUAGUGGCUGUGUUGGCACAAUUGUUUUAAUUUAGGGGCCCCCAUUUGUGUCUUCUUGAUGGCCCUUUUUUAAAAUGUCCAUACCAAUAACAGCAUGUGAAUGUGUUCCUCGCUGUGACAAAUUCCAGUCCUUGCAUACAAGAAAUUGUUUUGACAAGUCUCAGUUAAUGUCUUUAUAAGUUCCCUGUUGAUGUCUGUUGGAGAGGCAUUGUAUGAAUUUUGGGAACUGUGUUGAAAUUGUCUACUUCAAGUUUGGAUAGAUGGGAAUAAAAUUGGAAUGGAAAAGGGAAUUGCUACACAGUCGCUGGAUUGGGUCUUUCCCUUUUGGUAUAAAAGGUCUGAUAAGAAAAUUAAUCAUCACAGUUUCCACUGGAUGACUUACCGGUAAUGAAGACACAUUUCAUUCAUCAUAAUUAAAAUGUUCUUUUCACAGAUUACUUGCUACUCUCACAAAGAUGACAACAACAAAUGGUUGGUGAAAAAGGCCUAUGAAGAUUACAGUAAGUUUAUGGCUGAGAUCUCUCAUUCAUCUUUACACCCUAACAUCAGUUUGUAAGUUCUCCAUACUAAUCUCUAUACAUUUCCUAUGAUGCUCACAAGGAGAAUUUGCUUAAUAAUCAAGAGCUUCUCGACUUCAUGACCAUUUCCUUUAUUCUCAUGACCUUAACAUUUGAUUCAGGGUUGGUACUGUUGGGAGAAAUUAGAUGUGUAUCACUUUAAGGGGUUAAAGGAUUCAUUGCAUUUUUAAAUACUAACUCCAGCCUAUAACUAUUUUUAUGUACACCGCCCUUACAGAUGACCAGCAACCUAUUGAAUACCUCAAGAAUGGAGACUGGAUCAGGCUGGAGCAUAUUGGGUAUGUUCAACAAUUAUUUUUAUUAUUUUAACCCUCUACGCCCUAACCUUAGCAGGUAUAUUCUCCAUACUGUUCUCUAUACAUUUCCUAUGGCACUGACAAGGAGAAUCUAGAUACAAAUAAAUAGCUUUUCAAGUUUGUGAUCAUUUCCUUAAAUCUCAUGGGCCUCAUGUUUGAUUCAGCAACGAUACCUUAGGGAGAUAUUAGAUGCUAGUUACCCUCAGGGUCAAGUGUGAGUGUUCAUCGUAAGAAUAUAGGAAUAAAAUCCUUGUUGCAGUGUAACUCUUCAGUGAUAGCUCAGAGAUGAUGUCAAAAUGUGGUAACAACAUCGGUGAUAUCUACACUCUUUUUUGCACCUUAUGUGCCACUUUUUUGUUCUUAUCAUAUUUUGACGUCAUCUGUGAUCUAUUACCAAACAGAUGCUUUCCAUGUUCAUGUAACAUGUGUAAACAAUAACUUGCUAACUUUGUUCCAGAACCAAGAGAAAUCUUCACAGUCAUCAAGAAAAAGCUCCACUCACCACUCAUCAUAAUCAAGUAACAGGUUAUGGAGAUGUGAGUAUUGGCAGUUAUAAAAGAACUUAUGACAGAGUUUUAGUCUAUCAAUAAGCAAUAUAUAGAAUUUUCUGAUAAACCCUUUAACUCCCAAGAUGUGAUUGUUAAUUCUCCCCUCUAGCUGCUACUCAUUUCCUUAUAAAUGUGUUACAAGAAUUUGGUGUUAGAUCAAGAGAACAACCUCUUCUGGAUAACUUUGAGUAUUCUCAUUGCCGUUUUUCUGGAGAAUGUUUAGAUAUAUUUAGGCAGAAGUUAUGUUUAAUCACCUCUGGGAGUCAAGGGGUUAAGUGGUACAGUUAAUGUGGCUGGAAUGUUGUCCAAAUUGUGGUGUGUUGUAGUACAAAUGAGGUUUCAGUCUCUGAGAUUAUUUUUGAAUUGACACAUGAAGGGUCUCAGUGUUUUUCUAAAGUAAGCACAAACACUAUUUCUGUCACCAUAAAUGGUUCCUUAUUUUCAAUCAAAAGCUUAUUUUACAAGCAUUUGAAUCAACUUAAUUCUUCUAGAAUGGGAAAGGAGAUGCUAAUGAUUUUUGGCGUCUUGAAGUUGUGAGUGGUGAAGGUGAAGAUGGACGAAUUAAGACUGUGAAGACAGUUUUCAGACUUGUUCAUGUCAACUUGGGCUGUGCUCUUCAUGGAAGUACCCAGGUCCUACCAAAAUGGUGAGUGGUGAAUGCUGAUAUUUCCAGCUUGAUGAAGGGAUUUAUCAAAAGGGAAAUUCUACACCUUUUCAUUUGUAACUGUCUACUUGAAUGCUGGUGAUCUGUUCUUCUUUUUACACAUGUCAGUGAGUUAGUCAGUUAGUCUUUUAAUCAGUUCAGUCAGUUUCCAGUCAGUUGGACAGUCAGUCAUUCAGUUAGUCAGUUGCUCAGUAAGUCAGCAUUUAAGGUGUCUGAUUUCUGAGGCUUGUCUGGGGUAUCAUCAAGAAAAUAAGGAUGUCAACAGUAAUGAUAAUGCCAGGGGUUAAAAUUGAGUCUAGAAAUGCAAAUAAUAAUAAUAUAAUAAUAAUAAUAAUAAUAAUAAUAAUAAUAAUAAUAAUAAUCAAACAAUGUACAAUAACCUGUGUGUAGCCAUUAUCAGACUAGUUCUCUCUGUAUUUAAUAUGUUAUUGAGGAUAGCUAGUCUUAGCUUAAACGUCAAAUUUCAGUUCAGAAGAGUUGUAAAUGUUAGUUUGUUCAGCAACAGUUCAAUUUUUUUUCCAGGGGAUGGGAGCAGCUUGAGGUCACCUGCAAUCCCAUUGUAUAUCAUUCACAUAACCUUUGGAAUGUUGAGGGUCAUGAAAAUGAAAGAGGUGAAAAAGAAAAGCAACAAUGUGUUAAUUAUUUAUUUUGGUAGUGUCCUUCAAAAGCACCAGCGAGCAGCAUUUUUUUCUGGAGUGCUGGCCAGUUUGAUUAGACACUGUAUCAUUGAAAAAAAAUUGAUAUACCUGUUUCAAUGCAAAAUAAAUAUUAACACUUGGUGGCUGAUGUUCAUUAUGGUUGGCUUCUCGACAAUUAUAUAUUUGGCAGUGUCCUCCAAAAGCAUCAGUGGGUGGCAUAUUUUCUGUCUACUCAUUUCUGAAGUGCUGGCCAAUUUAAAUAGACAAAUGAAGGAACAUGCCUGUUUUAGUCUGAUAGAAAUUUUAAUCUUUGUCAGCUGAUGUUAAGUAUGGUAGGCUACUUUGGAGAAACUGUUAUGGACAAGAAAAGUCAUUAUGCACUUUGAAAUAAUCAACAGACAAACAAUUUUCUAACAGACGUUUUCUCUCUGGUUUUAAGACAUCAUAUUACAUGUAAAUAAUUAUGGUCAUUUUCAUUGCUUAUUUACACCAAUGUCUUACACAUGGCAAUUCCAUUCAUGUCACAGCAGAUUUUUCUUUGUUUUUGUGUUCAUGGCUGUAUAUGAGGUGUCAUUACCCAACUGAGGGAACCAGGGAGGAUUCAAUCAUCACAUUCAUGAUAAAAAUUAUUAUUUUAUUAUUUAUUUUCUGUUUUCUUUUGUAAAUUACCAGCUCUGCUGUCAGAUAAAUAUUUUAUUUCUUAGCCCAUCUGAUGUAAUAAACUAUUAUCAAAUGUUUCUUUUUUCUGUACGUUUAGUUCCAAAAUCUGCAUCAGACUUUUAUAAGCCUUCAUUUCUUGGUAGUGUCUAUGAAUCACAUGUUGUCAUGGCUCAGGUAUGGUGUUGCAAUUGACAUUCAAUUAUUGUGUUGUACCAGAAAGUGCACCAAACCUUUGGAAUAACUCUUUUAGGCUAGCAGUGUAAAUCCAGGUAGUAGAUAAUUGACUGGAAAACAAGAGGAAACUAAUUGUGAACUAGUGUUAAACAUAGCUUUACUUUUCUAUCAUGUUGAGCCCUGAACAUUCUCAGGCAGUCAAGGCCAUUUAAGGCUUAUCUUUCUUUCUGGAAUUUUACAAUGCCUCUUCUUGCAUAUGUACUUUUAUUUUUUAAUGACAAAGUAACUUUUGUUCAAAAGAAAUUGUGCACACUUAUUCAUUUUGCUUCAUAGCUUCUAAGUUUUUAUUCUUUUGUUCAAGAGAUAUUUCAUCCUGCUUAUUAUUCUUUGUUUACAGACCAACUCUGGAUUCAAACCAAAGGAAGGGGAAGUGACGUCACAACCCUGGCAGUGGCCAAUUAACUACCGGGUUAGAUAAAUAGAUUGAAAAGAAGAUGUUACAUUUUUUAAUUUUACUACCAAGCUAAAAUCUUACCACCAUUCUUAUCCUACAAUUACUCACAUGAUGCUUUUCAAAUUGCUGAUCUCAGCAGUAUGUAGAAGGUGUGUCACUAGACUAUGAGUAGCCCCUCCUUUUCAGCAGAGUGUGUGGUGAGAAUAAAAAAGAUCAGUUGAAGAAAUAAUUGAUAUCAACAUGCCUCAUGGAACUAUCGCUAAGUCUGUAGUGCCUUCUUUUGUGAGCCUUAUCUCAAUUUUUAGUGUGGUGCACUAACAUCAAUGUAUGUUUGCACUGAUUUUCUUUUUACUUGUGGGACAGACUUUGCUGAAAACCAGGAACUGCUCGUAAUCUAGCAUGUUGCAUGAAUUGUCAGGGAAGCCUGAUGAAAUGCAGGGGGGGUUGCCUAGUGAUGGACUGCCAUUCCAAUCCUGAGAGGAGUUGUAAUACUUCUAGUUGCUUCAUGCUAUGGAAACUGGGAUAAGCUCCACCUGGAUAGGCCACUUGGCUUGAGUACAGACUUGGUAUUGGGGCAUAUUUUAUGAAAAACAUGAAUGUAGUAUCAUAGGAAAUGUAGGGAUACAACAAUAAAGCGAUUAUGCCUUCUGAUGUUAGGGUGUAAAUGGUUACUGUGAAAUUACUCACUUCUCAAUAUUUCAUUUUGCAGGGUCAGGUAUUUUCUGGUGCAGAUUAUCGUGUCUAUCUCCUUGGCAAUCCAGUGAGUUUUUGUUUUUUACUUUUAAAAAACACACACUUAAGACAUGUAACUUGCACUUUGAUGGGACAAAUUAAUAAAAGUAAUUUAAUAAAUGCGAUUCACUUAGUCAUUCUUUUUCUCCACAAUGCUGUCAGGUUAUUUGGUGGUACAUAUUGGGAAUUAUGUGCUUGUUUGGCCUGCUGUAUUGUUUCCAUGCUGUAAGAACACAAAGAGGCUUCAUUGAUCCACCUGUAGAACAAGGUACAAGCUUCUCCCUCGCUACUCCUAAGCUAUGUAUUUUCACCUUCUUAAAAUAAGUUUUGCAGUGUUAAUUUAAAUUCUUUGUCUUGGCCAGUUCUGGAUCUCUCUCUGAGUAAAACUGCAGAAUUUAGCAUUGUUUUAUACAUUGAAAUAGUUCUAUGAUCAUGUUAUGUAUUACCAAUAUACCCAUUUUGGCUAUUGUUUAUAAAUGUUAUUGUAGUGUAAAUUACUACUGGAGAAGUUGUGGUGGCUUUAUGGCUUAAGUGCACUCAUCUCAGAACUAAAAAGUUGGCAUUCAAGCUCUGAGCAGGUUCUCCCAUUCUGUUCUUGAGCAAGAUACUUAGGUCUGACAAUUUUUUCCCCACUGAGGAGUAAAAAUGCACACUGGUGAACUUAAGCGAAAUCUGACAAAUUGUUGGGUGGAUUAUCUUUUAAUGAACUUGCAUUUAAUCUAGGGGAACAAGAAGUGUGUGUAGUUGCUUUAUGUUACAGAAACUAGAGAUAAGCAUUGGCAGUUAUGUAUGUCUCGGCAUCUUAGUCUUUUAACUCCCAAGAUCUGAUUUUUAAUUCUCCCCUCUAGCUACUACACAUUUUCUUGUAAAUUAGUUACAAGAAUUUGGGAUCAGAUCAAGAUAACAACUUCUACCUGAUAGUUUGUAUUCUCAUUACCUGUUUGGUGGAUAAUGUUUGGAUAUUACAGGGAGAAGUUGCAUGUUAAUCACUUCUGUGAGUUACAGGGUUACAAUAGCGUGUACAUUCAUACACAUCGGUUCUAAUUUUACAAUCAAAGAAAAAGAAUAACUAUUUCAGGUGUUGGGUCACUUUAGGGAUCAAGAUGUAUAAAUCGUCUCUCUUAUCUCUGUUUUCAGCUCGUAGGAAAAGAAUGGAGUCAGCCUCUGGUUGGUUGUUCCUUGGUUGGGCCUUGCAUUAUUUUCCCUUUUAUGCCAUGGGUCGAGUGUUAUACUUCCAUCACUAUUUUCCUGCUUAUCUCUACAGUGCCAUGAUGGCUGGUGAGUUAUAAACUAGAUACUUCAUUAUGACUGUGAAGUGUUUAUCAGGUUUCAGGCUGAUUAAAGAAUUCCGUACUGUAGUAAAUGCAAGACAUCUGUCUGUGGGAUUUGUUUAGUAGUGUAUGAAAAAAUUUACCCUGGUAUUUGUUUGCUAUUUGGCAAUGUUUAUAUACACACAAUGAUCUUGACUAGCCCAGUUGCAAGAGCCUUUUUAAACCUAUCAUUGGCUUAAUUUGCUCGGCAACUUGAACUAUCUGAUGAAUGAAACUGCUUGUAGCACCAAUUAUAGCUUGUCUGCUGGCUUAAGAAUUAACUUCUAAAGAACAAUGUAGGACAACAUGGAGGAUCCAUUCUCUUUGGUUCAUUUUAUCCAGUAUGUUUUAUUUAGUGAAAGUAAGGUUAAUGUUUGAUUUUCAGGUAUAGUGAGCCAAUAUUUGUGCAAAUCAGUGGCUAUGCUUCCCAAGCUUGAAAAGUUUAAAGAGAUGGUUUACUACAGUACUAUAUGCUUGCUUCUGGCUGGAUGUAUCAUCAGGUAGUUUAACCUUUAAAUUACACUCUAAAAUCAGCAUGCAUAUUCUCCAUACUGUGCUGAAAAGGAGAAGUUUUUCAAUAAUCAGGAGCCUGCUUAGUUGGUGAUCAUUUCCUUUAUUCUCAUGACCUUAAUGUGUGAUUCAGGGGUGACAUAUAUUGUAAUUAGAAAUUAGAUGCUAUUCUCUGUUAAGGGCCAAAGGGUGAACAGUCCAAUCUUCUUGCAUGAGUCAGGAUUUUGUCUCACCUCGAGUCUGUUGAAGAUACCAACUACUUAAAUGUUUGAAAAGUUGCAACUGAUAGUGACUUAAAUGCACAAGGAUAGACUGGAUAUUUAAUAUGUGAUGGACAGACAGAUGUAAAAUCUGAUGUAAAAUCUGUAAUGGAUGUGAGUUCACUGAGGGGCCUUACAUCAAUUGCAUAUUGCAUUGGAGAGAUCUUCAAACUGCCACGGCUUAAUCUGGGCAGGAUCCUAGGGCAAUCAUAGCAAGAUCUUGGUGUAUUCUUGGUGUGAUUCCUGUUUGGCUGAUUUGGUAUUGUCCUGGGUUGGGCUGUUGCAUAACACGAUGCAACAACAUUCUGAAUUGCUACCCUGAGGGUUGGCCAUGAUUACACCAUUAACUCCACCUUCACAAGUGACAAUGUGUACUGUGUAAUAAAACUAAAAUAUCAUUAAUAACUUCAUUUCCUUCCUUGACAGUUUCUGGUUAUUCCGAGGACUCUCCUAUGGCAUGUCUGGUCCCAUGGCUCAUCUUCCUGACUCAACUGCUGCCGUCUACAAGUGGAUGGACAGCUGGGAGGUGUAGCAUGUUGCAAGAGACCAACUAUUUAUACCACAAGGAUGCAACAAAUG